Messenger RNA from Monascus purpureus, 192 nucleotides. NCBI's taxonomy places the organism in Eukaryota, Fungi, Ascomycota, Eurotiomycetes, Eurotiales, Aspergillaceae. The record is from the annotation of a GenBank genome assembly.
AUGACUAAAUGGAUAGAAAAGGUAAAUAUUGAAGGUAUUAAUGGACUAGCUCGUGCGGUUGACAAGACCAAGACUACUCCGUUCGUGACGGAAGGGGAAGUCCAGACAAAUUUGGACCUGGCGUGGACACCUCAGGCCAUCAAACACCCAACACAACCAGUUCAACCAGAUACAAUAGGAUACUACAUAUAA